This is a messenger RNA of Quercus robur (English oak), 773 nucleotides long. RefSeq names its product probable histone H2A.1. NCBI's taxonomy places the organism in Eukaryota, Viridiplantae, Streptophyta, Magnoliopsida, Fagales, Fagaceae. Bases 107 to 508 code for a protein of 133 amino acids. Gene Ontology annotation, cellular component: nucleosome. The transcript has 2 exons. Gene Ontology annotation, molecular function: DNA binding; protein heterodimerization activity; structural constituent of chromatin. The record is from RefSeq and is a predicted model, not a curated record.
CCAUCUUCUCUCACAUUCGACGCUAUUCAAAGAAACUCACACACGCAUUCAGUUCCCUCUCAAACCUUCUUCGAUUCCCAAAAGUUUCUCUCUCUCACUUUCAUCAAUGGCCGGAAGAGGCAAAUCUCUCGCCGCAGGCACAGCCAAGAAGAGCACGUCUCGGAGCAGCAAAGCCGGUCUCCAGUUCCCCGUCGGCCGUAUCGCCCGUUUCCUCAAAACCGGCAAGUACGCCGAACGCGUCGGCGGUGGCGCCCCUGUCUACCUCGCCGCCGUCCUCGAGUAUCUCGCCGCCGAGGUUUUGGAAUUGGCUGGAAAUGCAGCGAGAGACAACAAGAAGACACGUAUAGUGCCACGUCAUAUCCAGUUGGCGGUGAGGAACGACGAGGAACUGAGCAAGCUUCUUGGGUCUGUGACCAUCGCAAACGGUGGCGUUUUGCCCAACAUUCACAACAUGCUCUUGCCUAAGAAAACCGGCGCCGGUUCCAAGAGCGGCCCAAUCGAUGACUAGACCGGAGGAGCUUUCUCAAAGAUCUAUUUUGCCAGAAAAAAAGAAGAAGAGAAUUGUGGACAGUGGUAUAGAUAGGAAUUGUGGUUCUUAGAUUUGGUGAUUGUAAGAAUUGGUAGGAGUAGGAUUUGAUUAGAUUAGGAUUUUCUAUUGUCAUUCUGUUUGGAUUUUUAGAUGGUUUCUUUGCUUUUUGACAAUUCAAGAUUUGAAUUUGAUUGUUAAAAGAUUUGCAAUAUUGAAAUGUGAAUGAUCUUUGCAAUUGUCUAAA